Messenger RNA from Macrobrachium nipponense, 3768 nucleotides. Its product is annotated as muscle-specific protein 300 kDa-like. Gene Ontology annotation, biological process: nuclear migration. The transcript is spliced from 11 exons. Gene Ontology annotation, molecular function: actin filament binding. Bases 61 to 1905 code for a protein of 614 amino acids. NCBI's taxonomy places the organism in Eukaryota, Metazoa, Arthropoda, Malacostraca, Decapoda, Palaemonidae. Gene Ontology annotation, cellular component: cytoplasm; nuclear outer membrane; meiotic nuclear membrane microtubule tethering complex. The record is from RefSeq and is a predicted model, not a curated record.
UCGCCGGCCCUUGAGAGCCUUCGGGGCUUCACUCACGCUUCGAUCCGUUGGUGAGGCAAGAUGACUUUCUGGCAGGAGAACUACGGCUUUGUGAAAGAAGUGUAUGAUUUCAGGUGCUCCAAGUACCUGGAAUGGAUGGAUAACAUCGAGGCCAUCAUCGGAAAGGUGAUGGCCAACACCCAAUAUACCGCCAAGGAGUUCAAGAUUAUUAAGGAUACGUUUACUUCUCUAUGCCGCGACCUGGAGAAGGAAGGGACGAAGUCAUGGCUGGACAUGAUGCUGGAGAAGCUGUCCCAACACAGCAGCGAGGGCGAAGAGGGCCUGAGCGGACGCGACAAGGCCAUGAAGGCGCAGGAGAAAAAGAAACUGGAGGCCAUGGUUGAACGUCACAAGGGGCUCAUGGGCCCUACCAUGGAGGCACAGAGCAAAGUGGACCAUUAUUCGGAGUGUUACGCCUUCGGCGACGACAUACACCCCGUCAUGAAGGUCCUGAACGAGCAGAGGCAUCUCUCCAUGAAGGAGAUUCACCCUCACAACAUGGACAUGUGUGAGGAGCAGAUUGACAAGCAGGAGAAGGUCUUGAGGACAAUCGAGAAUCAAGCCCCGAUUUACAACGAGCUGAUGAAGCGAGGCGCCAAACUGAAGGCCAACCCAAACGCCCCGUCCUUCCUGGAAAGAGAAAUCGCCAAACUGGAAGAGACCUGGAAGGACACGAACGAGAAGGCCCAACUGCGCAUCGACUUGCUGAACAGUACUUACAAGGACUGGGACGUAUAUGAGCAGCAACGACAGGCUAUCUAUGCCCCUCUCGACAGCCUGGAAGACCAAUUCAAGACAUACAAGAGGAUCUACGACCCCAAGAAGGGCACGGACUGGCUCGAGAGGAAGAAGAAGAAGGCCGAGGAGCAGAAGAAGAUCGCCCUGGACAUUUACGAAGUGAUCAAGAGGUGCUUCGCCACGAUCGUUGCCCUUGCAGGCGAGGACAAGCGGGAGUUCAUGGAGAAGGAGAUCGUGGAGAUCGACGAGAAGAGGACCAUCAUCGAGAAGAUCGACAAGAUGCUGGUAGAGCUGACCGAGUUCAACGGGAAGCUGCACAAAUUCGUCAACACCCUGGCAGAGCUGAGGGCCUGGAUGAUGCCCGCCUGCGAGAAGCUCGACUUCAUCACCACGUCGACCGAUCUGUCGCCAGAGGAUCGCGUCAAGGAAAUAUUCGACCUCCAGGGACAGGUAAACGAGAGACUGCCUCUCUUGGAGCCGCUGGAAGCUGAAUGUCAUGCCCUUCUGGAUGUCCCGGUAGUAGAACACACAAAGUCUGAAGAAGGCCAGACCAACGAGACGGCCCUCGCCCACAUGAAGGAAUUCUACACCAUCAAGGAGACCAUCAACGAACUCCACGAGAAGGUCGAAAUCGAAGCGGGUUCCAUCACGCAGGACCAGAAGUACUUCGCCGAAUACCUCUACGGCGUCAAGAACUUCAAGCCCUGGAUGGAGGAAGCAGAGACCGUUGCCAAGACAGCCCUCGUCAAGCCAGAGAAGCUCGACGACGCCGUUGCCCUCCUGGCGAAUGUGAAGGAAUUCGAGGUCAAAUGCCAGGAAAACAAGGGCAAGUUGGACUCUGCUGCCGAAUCCAGGUCGAAGAUGGAGAAACAGACAAAGGCCGACAAUGAGGUCGAGACCCUGAACGGGCGAUGGGACAUCGUGAAGAAGACAGCCGAAGAACGUGUUACCAAGAUAACGGAACUGGUCGAAACCUGGUCCGAACUGCAGAAGGUGACUGACAACCUCACACAGACCAUCACCGCCAUUCCUGGGGCCAACUUACCGGACGUAGCGUCCCUGGAAGCUAUCUUCAAGCAGUUCAAAGAAAUCAACGAUAAGAAGAUGAAGCUCCUCUCUGCCGUCUAGACUCGCUUCACGAUGAUUGAAAAAUCAAGCAAACAGUAGAAUAUAAAAGUUUAGGAGAACAUCCGAUGAUGGAGGGUACUUUUACAACGAAAAUUAUAAUUAUAGAACUCAUAGAAUUUCUCUGGAAUCGUGUUGACGGUGUUUUGUUAUCAAACGACAAAGCAGUUCUGAGCUGAAGCAUCGCUAGCAAAGACCUAACCAGAAUCUUCCUGCGGAUAUUGCUCUGAUCAGUAUUGCAAGUCAUGUCGAAAACAUCCCAUGGCAGCAUUCUUUUGUUUUCCGCUCCUUUCGUUUAAUUCAUACUGUAAAGUUCUCUUGACUCGCGAAUACCAUUACAAAUUUGCCAGAUCAACUAGGAAAAGGUGACCCCUAUUAUCCCUCACGCUCAUGAAGAGAGUAUUCAACCUUAAAAUAAUUCUUUGCCUCUUUCUCUUGGGCUGGAACGAGAAAGAGUGUCAGAGACGCGUUUGAGGGCGAUACAUCUCAGUCAGUCAGCGUCUGAUAUUCAUUCAUACGAGAGUUAUCGGCAAUGUAGAUGAAUAUUCGAACGAAAUGCUGUCCUUUGUAAUACGACUCAGAGUAGGCCGCUCAAACAUACGGAAGAAUGAAGAAAACGAUCAAAGGCAAAAAAAAAAAGCAGAAUAGGUUAAAUUUUUACGAAUUAAGAGAGUACAUAAAAUAAAGGUCUUCGUAACACAACUCCUAAUAAAAUGCUCAAUAAUAUAGUACACAAUGAAUUGUAAAUCUCAUUGGGGAACAAGAUAGGCUAGAUUUUUAUGAAUUAAGAGUACAUAUAAAUCUGGUCUUUACAAUGAAACUCUUGAUGGAAAAAACUGAUUAGAUUGUCAAGUAUUAAGAGUAGAUGAUAUAUACAAAAAAAUUGUAAAAGAUCUCACCACAUUGUAAGAAAACACCCACCCACCAUCACUCCUCAGACUCCAGAUUCUACUCUAUUGCAGCAAAAAGUGGCAACAUUGUCAUGAAACACGAUGAAGAAUGCGGUUCAUCAGAUAAGAAAUUUUUUUUUCACUCAAACUUCAAUGUGGGUGUCAAAGCAUCACUGUUUCAGCGCUUGCCUCCUUUAUUAAUUUUAAUUUUACUAUCCCCUUCGCCUCCUCCUAUUUUUCCGUUGCCUAAUUUAUUUUUAGCCCACAUCCUCAGUCUCUUGUCUCUUGAAGUAAAGUAUAGCUUGAGCAGACUUGGAAUGUCUGACGAGGAAACAUUUUAGGGCGAGGGCGACCUGCCUUCUUUCACAAGGUGCCGUUCCCUGCCUCAAUCGUGCGCCCAAAUCGUCUGCAUAAGGCUGUUGUUUCUGGCAACUUUUCAGGGAAAAGGGAAAGUUGUGAGUAGCAAGGCUUUCAGCGGUCGAUCGAUGGUCAUUCUUAUAUCUAGCUCUUUUAUUAUCUUUUCCCACUGACGGUCGCUCUCUCUCUCCUUCUCUGUCACUCUAAUGAUGUUGCCUCUUCAGCACCCAAGGUUGCCCAGGUAGCAUGAUUAUUUUAGGUAUCAAGAUGAACUUUAGAAUUGCAAACGUUUAAGUUAUGCCUUUAGGUAGUUUUCUCGAGAAAGUUCCUUUUGAGAACUCCCGAGAAGAGUUCGAGUUUUUCUUCUUCUUCAUAAUUUUAAGCAUAGGCUAGGUGAGAUGCAGCCUAAAGAAAGAAAAUAAAGACGAUACUGUUAAGUUUGAUGGAGCACAUUGUGUUUUGAACUUGUUAUGUGUAAGUUAAAAUACAAUGGAAUUCGAAGAGGGCAAAUAAUUAUUCUUCUGUUGACAAAAUUCUCGAAUGCACACAAGCAUCCUUUGAAAUUAAUUAUAUCAGUCUGAAAAAUGAUCAUGUUUAAUAAAUAUACCUCUCAGAAUAA